AUGGGCUCCGCGGAUAAGGGGAAGGUGUUGAUUAUGAACCCAGAGGAGUACGCAGCUGCCGCCGGCGAGCUGCUGGUGAUUUCGAUCAUCAUCAGCUGGAUCCUGACGUAUUUCUUUAAUUAUGGCAUCAUUGCCGACAACCAGCUGAAGAGGCGCCUCGGCUACAACAACCUGUGCGUUGGUUGGGACGAGCCGCCAGCCCAACUGGUUGCGGCGCCCAUUUUCGUGGGAAUUAUUUGGCUGCAGAUGCGAUAUAUGCAGCUGGACUUUUAUCGUGCAGCUUUGGACACCUCCUCCUCUGCCUUCCAGGACCGCAUGGUACUGGUGGCGAAUUUUGCAAACUGCAUCAGCUUGAUCGUGUGCAUCCUGAUAUUUGUCAUCCCGCCCAAAGAGAAGCCCUUGUCGCAUUCCCUGGCCUUUGUGCAGCUGGUGGUGUUUGGCUACAUCGCUUUCGCGGCAAACUUCCUGGAGUGUCAUCCGAAGCACCAUCCUCAAGGCUCGUGGGUCUUCCUGGCGGUCUUCGGCAUGUUCUCAAUCAUGUUUGGAGCGUGCGUCGUCUUCCAACUGGUGGUAUACGAGCAGGAGACCGAGACACCUGGGCCCAUCCCGUGGUAUAUCACUGCCACUGGGGAUUAUGGCUGGUUUGCCUGCCUUGCCUGCCAGGGCUACUUCCGCCCCAGAGCGCCGUCGGUCAGCUUGGACAUGAAGCUGGUGAGUGAUGACGACUACAAGGUGGAGCCUGAAAUCUCCCGCUAUGACACGUGA
Effrenium voratum is the source of this 765-nucleotide messenger RNA. The record is from the annotation of a GenBank genome assembly. Lineage: Eukaryota; Dinophyceae; Suessiales; Symbiodiniaceae.